Molecule: messenger RNA, 4255 nt
Organism: Cylicocyclus nassatus
Lineage: Eukaryota; Metazoa; Nematoda; Chromadorea; Rhabditida; Strongylidae
Source: the annotation of a GenBank genome assembly
UUUAGGGUUUGGCGUCGGAACCCACCGAUCUGCCCCCGAAUUUACGUUUCCAAAGCUGACCACUGCUGAUUUCGGUACGCGUUCAAUGAAAAAAGGCCGUCAUGUGACUGAAAAAGCAACGAACGGUGUGGGCGCUACGGCCGCGGCCGGUGGUGCUUGCGCCCCUGAUACAAUCGGUGGACAACUGGUCACCGACCACUCGAAAGACUAUGGAUGUACGCUGGCGCAACUGCGCAGCCUUAUGGAGGCGCGAGGCGCAGAAGCUAUCGUUAGAUUAUCCACGGAACAUGACGGUGUCGAAGGUCUAUGCAAAAAGCUCAGAGUCGAUCCUAUAAAUGGUUUGCAUAACAAUGCAACCGAGCUUGAAAAACGACGUGCCACAUUCGGCGCAAAUACGAUACCACCAGCGACGAGUAAAAGCUUUGUGAGAUUGGUGUUUGACGCCUGUAGAGACCCUACCCUGAUAAUUCUAGUCGUUGCUGGAUGUAUUAAUCUGGCACUUUCUUUCUAUGAACCCGAAAUGCAAGCUCCGGAUGAGGAAACUUCCACCGCUGCGGCUCUCAUAGCUGGAGCUUUCAUGAACAAUAUCACUGGUUUUGAUCUUCUAAACUCUACAUUAACUAGUAACAUCACUGCUACUACGAAAGAACCACAAUUGGAAGGACAUGGAACAGCUUGGAUCGAAGGAGUUGCCAUUCUUUUGUGCGUCGUCGUUGUUGUGCUUGUCACGGCAAUCAAUGACUAUUCGAAAGAACGACAAUUCAGAAGUUUGCAGGAAAAAAUCGAAACAGGCCAGAAAUUCUCGGUGAUUCGUGAUGGUGAAGCCAUCGAUAUUCCCGUCUCGGAUCUGGUAGUAGGAGAUAUUGCCCGAGUAAAGUAUGGGGACCUUCUACCUGCUGAUGGGUUCUUGCUUCAGUCGAACGACUUGAAGGUCGACGAGUCAUCACUCACGGGAGAAUCCGAUCAUAUUGCCAAAAGCCCUGAAACGGAUCCCGUACUGUUGUCAGGAACCUACGCUAUGGAAGGUUCAGGCAAAAUGGUAUUAACAGCUGUGGGAGUAAAUUCACAGACUGGUAUCAUCAUGACACUUUUGGGUGCAGGAAAGACCGGACUGGGAGAUGGAGAUGAUGAUUCAAGCUCGACCUCGUCCAGCUCGUCAAGCUCCACAAGUUCAUCCUACUCAUCUUUCUCGUCAAAAUCCUCGCAUUCAAGUAAAAGUAGUGAUGAUGAUGACGGGCUAUCGGCAAAAUCCGUGCUUCAAUCGAAACUUUCGAAAUUAGCGCUGCAAAUCAUAUACUGUGGAACGACAGUAGCUGCUAUAGCUUUGGUAGUAUUAGUGACGAGAUUCUGUGUCGAACAUUAUGUUAGAGAUGGAAUACCGUUUAGUAUAGCUGAUAUUCAGAUGUUUGUCAAGUUUUUCAUUAUUGCGGUUACGAUUCUAGUCAUUUCAAUCCCAGAAGGGUUGCCUUUAGCCAUUGCCCUAGCUCUUACCUACUCUGUUAGAAAGAUGAUGUUCGAUAAUAAUCUUGUACGGCAUUUGGAUGCAUGUGAGACCAUGGGUAACGCAACUUCCAUUUGUUCGGAUAAGACCGGAACACUAACUACGAACAGAAUGACUGUAGUAGAUUCUUAUAUCAAUGGUAACCUAUACGAAGGUCAAAACAAUCAACCUAGUGGCGCUUCUUUACCAGGUGAUACAGCUCACCUGAUUGCCGAAGCCAUUUCUGUGAACAGUGCAUACAAUUCGAUGAUAGUUGAGCCAACCAAGGCCGGAGAACAAGUCCAGCAACUUGGUAACAAAACCGAAUGCGGCCUGCUGGGAUUUGUUCAAAGAUUAGGCGGAGAUUAUUCUACUAUCAGAAAGAAGUUUCCAGAAGAGUCAUUUGAAAAGGUUUACACUUUCAAUUCAUCCCGAAAGUGUAUGAUGACUGUAAUUCGACUCGUAGAAAAUGGCGUAGAUGUUGGAUACAGAGUCUAUUGCAAAGGUGCCAGUGAGAUUAUCCUCGCCAGAUGUUCCUAUAUAAUCGGCUCCGACGGCAAACCACAUCUUUUCUCGAGCGAAAGGUUCAAAGAGAUUAUGGCCACUAUAAUUUCACACAUGGCCAGCAAUGGUUUGCGAACGAUUUGUGUAGCCUAUAAAGACUACAUUCGAAAGAAUGCCCGUGAAGCCCAAAAUCAUGAGACAUCAUUCGAUAAGGAUGAGGACAUUGACUGGGACGACGAAGAAAAGAUAUCCAAUAAUUUUGUUGGUAUCGCUAUUUGUGGAAUACAAGAUCCUGUACGACCAGAGGUACCUCAAGCUAUUGAGAAAUGCAAAAGAGCUGGUAUAACGGUUCGUAUGGUUACCGGUGAUAACAUCAACACGGCUAGAGCCAUCGCCAUGACUUGCAGAAUUCUUGAACCAGGAGAUGAUUUCUUAGCCCUUGAAGGCAAGGAAUUCAACGAGAGAAUUCGUGGUCCUGACGGGAAAGUAUCGCAAGCGAAGUUGGACGAGGUUUGGCCUCGUCUUCGCGUACUGGCUAGAGCUCAACCGACGGACAAAUAUACUUUAGUCAAGGGUAUCAUAAACAGCAAGGCUACACCGCAGAGGGAAAUCGUUGCUGUAACCGGUGACGGCACUAAUGACGGUCCUGCAUUGAAGAAAGCCGAUGUUGGCUUUGCUAUGGGCAUAGCCGGCACAGAUGUCGCUAAAGAGGCUUCCGACAUCAUCCUCACUGAUGACAACUUCACAUCUAUCGUUAAGGCUGUGAUGUGGGGUCGUAAUGUGUACGAUUCGAUCUCGAAAUUCUUACAAUUCCAAUUGACCGUCAAUGUUGUCGCCGUUCUUACAGCAUUCAUCGGUGCAGUCACUGUAUCGGACUCUCCGUUGAAGGCCGUUCACAUGCUUUGGAUCAAUCUCAUUAUGGAUACUCUUGCUUCGCUAGCACUUGCAACUGAAGUACCCUCCGAAAAUUUGUUGAACAGGAAGCCCUACGGAAGGAAAAAGUCAUUGAUCUCUCGUACCAUGGUCAAGAAUAUUCUCUGUCAUGCGAUUUACCAGCUCGUGAUCUUGUUUACCAUCUUUUACUACGGUGAUCGAAUCUUCAACAUCAAGUCAGGCCUGUACGCCCCUCUCUUUGCCCCACCUUCACAACAUUUCACAAUCGUAUUUAACGCCUUUGUAAUGAUGACUCUCUUCAACGAAAUUAAUGCUCGAAAAGUGCAUGGCGAGAGAAACGUCUUCAAGGGUCUUCUCAAAAAUCGAGUGUUUUGUGUGAUUUGGCUUUCUACGUUCAUCGGACAAAUUCUCAUCACACAAUUUGGAGGUGCAUGGUUCUCCACUGCGCCUCUGAACGGCACACAGUGGGUUGUUUGUCUCGCAUUGGGUGUGUCGACAUUGGCUUGGGGACAAGUUGUAGCAACGAUCCCUAGCAAGAAAUUGCCUAAGACAUGGAAGUACGGAAGAGGAGAGGUUGCACCCUCGAAGAUCCAUAUCAACGGCGACUAUAACGUACGAGCUAGAUCACGCGCGUUGACAGUUCGUCGUACCGGAAAGUCGUUAUGGAUGCGCGGAAUGUUUUUGAUGGGCCAACAUCUUCGCGUACUUCGCGCUUUCCAAACGAGAGAUAAAAACUUCGGAAAAACUGCACCGAGAAUGACCGCCGAAGAGGCUGCACGAUGGAGAUACAGCUAUCGAAAAUAUCGUCAUCAAAAACAUCAGGAAAGAAGAGCCGCAUCGGAGCGUGAUGAAACCGAAAAAACGAAACUUCCACCGGAUAUGAAGGAAAAACGUAGGACAUUCAAACAAAUCAAAGCUGUUGCUCGUGGCAGAUCACUCGACAAACAUGAGCACCGUCAUAAGAAAAAGCAUAAUUCCUUGGAUAUCGACGAGAUUCCAUAGUUCUUUUACCGACGCCUAAUCCUCAUUUUUCCCCUUCGUGCUAUUUUGUGUGAUUAAUUUUUUAGCUUGUAUUUUCUUCUCCAUUGUUUUCCCACCCUUAUCGAGUUCAUCGAUGAUUUUUUGUAGCAACAUUGCUGACGACUAUUUAGCGUUUCUGCUAAAGCUAUUUAUCUCGAAUGACUAUUUAUUACGUAUGUUCUUCGAUUUUCAUGUUUAUAUUAGCGUAAUGAUAGUCGUGUAAGAGUUGUCGUUGACAUAGAAAGUUCAUGUACAAAGUACUUGUUGUUUUUUUCUUAGCGAAAAAAUUUCUUUUUUGUAUGCUAUGUCAAAUUGCCAAUGUUCUCAAAGUCGACUUCACUAGAGUUGCGUGUGUCC